AUGAAUUUUAUCAUCUUUUUACUGUUUAUUAACGUGUUUAUAAAAGUUUCCAGGGGUAACAAUUUGUUAACUCAGGAUAUCCCGGGUACUAGUAAACUAACUAAUCUGCACACUGACGUGGAUAAUAAUUGCAGUGGUAUUACGGGAGUAACAAAGUACCAUGACGAAUUUUGCACUGUGGAAUGUGUAAAAAUAUUUAAAAAGUGUGCGUCAGAAGCAAAUGUCAUAAAGUGCGUGAGUAAUCUCAAGUUGUACGACAAAAGUGCCAAUUUAUUCUUUAAAAGGUGUAAAUUUACUCCGAAUUUACAGGCCAAAAUUGAUAAUUUUGAAAAUAUUAUCACCAACAAAUGUUUUAUCACAAGGGCAGUUUACAGGAAUUCCUGGCUCGACACACAGUCACACAGCUGCCACUGCGCACUCUAUAACGCCGAACCCUGCACUCUAGACGAUAUACAAACUAUCAACUAUGUCAAUUCUACUGAUAGUGUUGACAGUGUGACUCAGGGUGUCAACAGUGUGAUUGAGGGAGUCAAAAUUGUAAGUGAGAGAGUAGUGGAGGAAGUGAUUGAGGAGUUGCGGGGUUCGGGAAUAUGCCCAAAACUUAAUUAUCCUCCCUUGGUAAAGGAUGAUAAAUCAAUUUACACCGUUGCUCUGGCAAAUAAUAAACAACUUCACUGUCCAAAGAGUGACAAUUUGAAGGAUUGGAACCCUCCGAUAAGUAAUUUGCCAGACGAACAGUUACCAAAUUACUGUAAAAACGGCCCCGUACACUCCGAUAACACUGAAGAGAAGGAAUUUGAAUGUGCUGACGUGAGGGGCGUGGGAACGGAUUUGGACACUGAGUGUAUAGACUUGUGUGAAGAGAUUGAGCAGCACUGUGAGCAGUUUGACGCAAAUUUAAUCAGUUGCAUCAGGGACAAAUUAACACAAGAACAAGAAUUCAACAAACUCAAAUGCCAAUUCGGUAAAGAUGUUGGCUUGACUGAGAUAUGCACUGAACUAUUUAAGGCGUCGGAUAAUCAAAUCGAGUGCCUAAACCUCUGCAAUUUCACCAAGGACACCUGCCAAAUCCACACCAAACCAACCAAAAACACAUGCAAACAUACACUGUUCACAAUUCAACCGUCUAACAAUGUUAAAAAUGAUCAAAUUCGGGGAAAUCAGGGAAACAAUGGGCAAGAGGAACCCGUUGAUCCCGUGGUAACCCCUGAAAUCAAGAGCAAAGUGAACAAUUUUAACGAGAAAUGUAAGUUUGUGAGUGGAAAUAAUUUGGGAUUUGGUUAUGUUUUAUGUAAAUUUAAGAGUGAAAUUUGUUCAUUUGGUGAGUGGUCUGACUGGUCAGAUUGCACUUCCAACUGCAUCGGAUUUGAUCACAUUCCCACUCGUUACAGGACACGUAAAAUUAUUAACCCCGUUCCCCCCUGUGCUCGUCAAGCCCUAGGCACACUUGAGAUACAAAUUUGUACACACCUGCCCAGGUGUAACUCCGGCUGGAUCACCACAACUCUUGCUGCACCCGUUGUCACCAGAGUAACAAAAAGUAAUUCUACAAAUAGUAAACCCUAUCCCGACUGGGUCUAUUACGCUCUAGAACAGUAUCCCAAUCUCGUCAACGGUGUUGGUGAUGGUGUAAAUGACACCAGCACACCCACAGCAGACACUCCCAACUCUACCAAUACUGCUGCUAACAGUACCAAUUCUGCUGCUAAUACUGCUAAUAGUAGUAAUAGUAAUAAUAGUACUGCUAAUAAUGAUAAUAAUAAUAGUGAAGAGUGGGAGAUAAGAAGGAGUGUGCGUGUGACAACGAUAAAGGAGACGAAAUGCGGCUGUCCUAGGCGGGUCAGGAGUAUAAGAUUUAGUGAGUUUAUGGAAAGCGAGGGGUUAAUUACGGAGCUACGAAAACUAUGUAAACUAAAUAAAAAUAAUCAGUUAGUUUUCGAGAGCGAUGCCAGGUAUGUGUACCACUGUAACUUGGGGUUUCUACUGAAGGAAGUGGAGACUAAGCAUAUAAAAUGUGACGAGGAAGAUAGCACAGAGUAUAUAAUAUGUAAAAAGGUAAUUAGAAGGAUCAGAAAGGACCAAAUCACACUCCCGGCAAUUGCCGUAACACUGGGCGUUCUCGCACUAAUCCUAGUCACUGACCAAAUUAACAAAUUUUAUAACCGCAAAAUGUUCUCCAAACGGAAAAAUCUGUAAUGCCACAAUGCCACAUCACACAUUCACCAACUUUCAAUUUUUCCAAUUUUUUCAAUUUUUUCACUAACUUUUCAAUUUUUUAAUCAAUUAAAUAAAAUUAAAUAAAAUUA
Theileria parva strain Muguga is the source of this 2306-nucleotide messenger RNA. RefSeq names its product putative integral membrane protein. Bases 1 to 2196 code for a protein of 731 amino acids. NCBI's taxonomy places the organism in Eukaryota, Apicomplexa, Aconoidasida, Piroplasmida, Theileriidae. The record is from RefSeq and is a predicted model, not a curated record. The transcript has 3 exons.